UGAGGGACUGAACGGACACCUAUGUGUUUAUCCGAUGGGGUCCUCACAAGGAGGCGUGUUUACCUUUACGUCACAGCAAUUUGCCAAGGAAGAUCCUUUUGGUUAUAUAAGGGUUGCUAUCAUGUUUCAUGGCAUUCCAGUUACGGGAGGGAUCGGAGGAGGCCAAGCAAACAAACCGGAAUUGUAUGAGGAAGUAAAGUUGUACAAAAAUGCGAGAGAACGUGAAAAGUAUGACAACAUGGCCGAGCUGUUUGCUGUGGUCAAGACCCUUCAGGCACUAGAAAAAGCCUAUAUCCAGGACUGUGUCACACCGAAUGAGUACACUGCUUUCUGCUCCAGACUUCUGGUUCAGUAUAAGGCUGCCUUCAAACAGGUCCAGGGCUCUGACGUAGGCUCCAUCGAUGACUUCUGCAGAAAGUACAGACUUGACUGCCCUCUAGCCAUGGAGAGAAUAAAGGAGGACCGACCAAUCACCAUCAAGGACGACAUGGGCAACCUGAACCGUUGCAUUGCAGAUAUUGUUUCUCUCUUCAUCACUGUGAUGGACAAGCUGAGACUGGAGAUCAGAGCGAUGGACGAGAUCCAACCUGACCUGAGAGAGCUCAUGGAAACUAUGAACAGAAUGAGUAACAUGCCUCCAGAAUCUGAGGCAAAGGAGAAAGUCAGCCUUUGGCUGACCACCCUGAGCAGUAUGUCUGCGUCCGACGAGCUUGACGACUCCCAGGUCCGCCAGAUGCUCUUCGACCUGGAGUCGGCCUACAACGCCUUCAACCGCUUCCUCCACUCCUCCUAGAGCCGUCGGCGGCCCACGCGUCUCACCGACUCCCUCCUGACUCCCAACCCCCCCCCCCCCCCAAACCCAGUUGUUGAAGGGGAUGUGUCAUCCAUGUCCGUAAAGGGGCUUGAUUUGGUGAAAUUGCAACCUAAUCUGUUACUUUGCCUCUCGUCUGCCCUAUGUAGCGUUGAAAUGCAACUAACCUUUCAAGGUCAAGGGAUUUGGUCAGAAUCUAUUCAAACAUAGCCUCCAUGCCUUGCCUACUUGGUCCGACCUCUGACCUUUUGGCUAGUGAUUAGAGCGAUAUUGCAGAGCUAGCCCUUGUCCCUGGAUAUUAGUGAUGAUGACGCCAUCUGUAUGGCUUUCUACCCCGUCUUUGAUACAACGGUUAUGUCUUGUCUUUAUAUCGUGAUAUGGGGUUUAUUUUAUACAAUUUGUAGUGGAAUACAAAUCUACGGUAUAGUGGAUAUAAACUGCUAGGUGGGACUAAGUGUAAACCAAAAGAUUAAUCUGAUUCCAAAAGAAGAAUAUAAUAUAAUGCAUUGCAAAACAAACCAGGUUUGCAUCAUAAGUUACAAACACCGGAGUUAACAAAUGAUACAACAAGGUUGGUUCUAAAUCGCUUUGCAAUGCAUUAUAUUAUUACGUGUCAGUGUCUGAAAAAGGUUUUAUAUAAUUUAUCACUUGGAUAUUGAUAUUGGUAAUAGAUCGAAGAUCUCCAGAGUUUAUGUUAAUCCACAGAUAAUCAUAUUACCCUUAUUUGAAAACAUGAACAAUGUUUUCCUCCUCACUCUUUCUGUAGAGAUAAAACUAUAUAGUACCCUUUUAUCUUAUGUAUCCUAACCAGCUUAUUUAGUUAGGAUUUAGCAACACAAGACUGCACUAUCCUAUCAUUUUGCUAUCCAAGUCCUCUGCAACAUUUAGGGAGAGCAUAUUUAUUGAGGCUUUAAUUGUAAAUAAUAGUUUUGAAUUUAAUUGAAAGCAUGUAACACUUUUUUAGAAAUAAAACAAUCAAUAAAAUUGGA
This is a messenger RNA of Gadus morhua (Atlantic cod), 1800 nucleotides long. It is a transcript of the gene vps28, whose product is annotated as VPS28 subunit of ESCRT-I. Gene Ontology annotation, molecular function: protein-containing complex binding. Bases 35 to 793 code for a protein of 252 amino acids. Gene Ontology annotation, cellular component: ESCRT I complex. NCBI's taxonomy places the organism in Eukaryota, Metazoa, Chordata, Actinopteri, Gadiformes, Gadidae. The record is from RefSeq and is a predicted model, not a curated record. The transcript is spliced from 10 exons. Gene Ontology annotation, biological process: protein transport to vacuole involved in ubiquitin-dependent protein catabolic process via the multivesicular body sorting pathway.